This is a messenger RNA of Aspergillus nomiae NRRL 13137, 1607 nucleotides long. It is a transcript of the gene sfh5, whose product is annotated as CRAL/TRIO domain protein. The transcript is spliced from 2 exons. Gene Ontology annotation, biological process: Golgi to plasma membrane protein transport; regulation of exocytosis. Gene Ontology annotation, molecular function: phosphatidylinositol transfer activity. Gene Ontology annotation, cellular component: cytosol; plasma membrane; cortical endoplasmic reticulum. NCBI's taxonomy places the organism in Eukaryota, Fungi, Ascomycota, Eurotiomycetes, Eurotiales, Aspergillaceae. The record is from RefSeq and is a predicted model, not a curated record. Bases 1 to 1368 code for a protein of 455 amino acids.
AUGGCUGAUCAGCAGGAGAAGGCUGCUACGGCUGUCCCUCAAACCCAGCCUCCUACCCAAGCUGCCGAGACCACAACCCAAACAACCGCAACCCCAGCUCCAGAGGUCCAAGCAGAACAGACGCAACCCACGGAGUCUGGUCCGAGCGCCGCCGCCGACACUACAACUGAGCAACCCACCAACCCACCUGCCGCAGAAGCUCCGAAGGAAAACGCAGCUCCAGCCCCGGCCCCGGCCCCGGAGGAUGCGCCAGCGGAACCUGCGCCCGCACAGGAGCAGCAGGAAGAGGAGAAGCCUGCAGACAAUAAGCCCGAGUAUCUGGCCAAGAACCCUGCUUUGAGUGAGCUGUUUGAGCGUCUGCCUACUGUGCUCUCCAACAGUGGUCAUGAUGAAAUGUGGGGUGUCCCCCUCAGGGAUUCCAGCGAUAUUCCGACGGUCAACGUUCUGAUCAAAUUCCUUCGUGCUAACGAGGGAAAUGUAAAGCUGGCUGAGGAUCAGCUCACCAAGGCGUUGCAGUGGCGCAAGCAGACCAAUCCCACAGCAUUGGUCGAGGGCCGCUACAGCGCCAAAAAGUUUGGCGGAUUGGGAUACUUGAGCACGUACAAGGAUGCCGACGGCAAGGAAACCAUUAUUACCUGGAACAUUUAUGGAGGCGUCAAGGAUCUUAGUACAACGUUUGGAAAUGUGGAUGAGUUCAUCAACUGGCGUGUUGCACUCAUGGAGCUUGCCGUCAAAGACUUAAAGAUGGACCAAGCUACGUCGGUUAUCGACUACGAAGGCGAGGAUCCUUAUCAGAUGAUCCAGGUUCAUGACUACCUCAACGUCAGCUUCUUGCGCAUGAACCCCAGCGUCAAGGCCGCUACAAAGAAGACCAUUGACGUGUUCGCCACGGCCUAUCCAGAGCUGCUCCGAGAGAAGUUCUUCGUCAAUGUCCCCUCUAUCAUGGGUUGGAUGUUCGCGGCCAUCAAGGUCUUCUUGAGCAAGAACACCACCCGCAAGUUCCACCCUAUUUCCAACGGCGCCAAUUUGGCACGGGAGUUCCCGCCUGCCGUCAAGGAACAGUUCCCCAAGGUCUACGGCGGAAGCGCUCCUGCUCUGCACGAGGGCGCCCGUACGGUGGCCCUUGAGGAGGACAACGAGCCAGCUCCUACCCCCGCUACUGCCGCGGAACCUACCGAGAACGCCAAGCCAGAGCUAGAAGCCCCCAAGCAGGAACCGGCCGCGGAGGCCCCCAAGGAGGAAGCUCCCAAGGAAGACCUGGUGGAGGCCCCCAAGGAGGAACCCAAGCAGCCAGCUGCCGAAGAGCCGGCCAAGACUGACACGGCUGUUACGACCCAGGAGACAGUGGCUCCCACUGAAGCCAAAUAGAUGUAACGACUUUGUUUCUUUGAUGUUCUGGCCGAGCCAGCUGCUUUUGAUGGUAAUGGUAGGGUUAAUUGGUGAAGAAGAAUGCGUAGAGUGGUUUGCGAUGCUUGAUUUGGGUCUGAAAUUUUUGAUACCUCGGAAAGUUUGUGUUUAUGUCCACAAGAGCCUGUUUGUUCUGAAUCACUUAGUUAAUUAGAAUAGUAAUUAUUAAUAAUAGUCCAGAAGCAACGAAGGUGAUUGUU